UCUUCCGUGGAUCUUUGCGUCAACUCGGACUGCUUUAACUGAAGCGCAAGAAAACGCGGAAGUAAACUUCGAUUCUUUUUUUUUUUCCGUUGGUGGUUUUAACGUCGCUCAUUAUCAAAACAAACAAACAUUUGAAAAAAUACAAUGGCAGUCAAUGCGGUUCAUUUGGAGUCGGAUGCGUUCCUGGUGUGUAUGAAUCACGCUUUGAGCACGGAAAAAGAAGAGGUGAUGGGUUUGUGUAUCGGAGAGGUGGAAGUCACCCGGAUCGUUCACAUCCACUCCGUCAUCAUCCUCCGCCGCUCGGACAAGAGGAAAGACCGAGUGGAGAUCUCCCCGGAGCAGCUGUCGGCCGCCUCCACGGAGGCGGAGAGGCUGGCCGACAUGACGGGCAAGCCGAUGCGAGUGGUGGGCUGGUACCACUCCCAUCCGCACAUCACCGUGUGGCCCUCGCACGUCGACGUGCGGACUCAGGCGAUGUACCAAAUGCUGGAUCAGGGUUUUGUGGGCCUUAUCUUCUCCUGCUUCAUCGAGGACAAGAACACCAAGACGGGCCGCAUCCUUUACACCUGCUUCCAGUCGGUGCAGGCCCAAAAGGGUUCUGAGUACGAGCGUGUGGAGAUCCCGAUCCACGUCGUUCCCCGCGAGGCCAUCGGUAAAGUGUGCCUGGAGUCGGCUGUGGAGCUGCCGCGGAUUCUUUGUCAGGAGGAGCAGGAUACAUACCGCAAGAUCCACAGCCUGGCCCACUUGGACCCGGUAACCAAGAUCCACAACGGAUCCGUAUUCACCAAGAACCUGUGCAGCCAGAUGUCGGCGGUGAGCGGGCCUCUGCUGCAGUGGCUUGAGGACCGUCUGGAGCAGAACAAGCAGAGCAUCGUGGAACUGCAGCGGGAGAAGGAGAGGCUGAAGAAGGAGCUCAGUGCCCUCUGACUGGGGAGGGACGGGAUUGGGCCACUCAUGAACUUUCUGGUUGUUUUGGUUUUUUCCCCCCCCAUAACUUCCGGCCUGGGCUAGCAGCUAAAUGCUAACCCAUAAUAACAACCACAGCUGUCACGUUUUCAUGUCGUUGUAUAGUUUUGGGGAGUGUAAUGUUUAAACGUCCAUUUGUUGAAGUUCUACCUAUGCAGUUGUACCUAAUGUCAAGUUUUUGCCCUCAACACAAGGAAGAAAAUAGAAACACCUGUACAUUGGGGCACUUUAUAAGUCAAGGUACUAUAUUAUAUGGUCAUAUCCUUCCAGGCAGUGGUAACGCUAUAUGCUAAAUGCUAAUCGAAAUUUUGUUUCCCAAUGAAUUAAAGAAAUGUGCCUUUGGAGUAAUGGACGUACCCUUGUAACACUAUGGAAAAACAUUUAGCAUUUUUUUUCAAUAUCCUAGUGCACUGAAUUGCCAGUGUCUCUACUAGUAUGCUAUUUGCUCGCAGUCGUAAGACUAUUCAGUGCACUAGUAAACAAAACAAAAAACUAGGGCACACUAGGUAAACGACUCUUAGUAGUCCCAUGUUUUUCACUACUGUGUGACAUUUCUGCACACUAUUAGAACAAAUAGGGUACACUAAAUCUAAUUCAACUUUAUUUAUAACCACGUCAUUCAGUGACAUGCAACUCAAAGUGGUUUACAUAGUUCAAAUCAAUCAAUACAUAUUAGAUAUACUAUACUAGAACAACUGUGUUACUGGUGAGGCAAAACUGCACUUGUUGACAACUGUGCUACAAUUACUUGGAGUGAUGUUAAAUGUUUACGAGUAAACAUCCAGCGCUUCACGAGCAGUAUUACUAGCGUACAGUUAUAAGCUAGUGCAGUUUUGCCUCACUAGUAACGUUCUACGAGUGCGCCCUAUUCGUUCUACUAGUGUGUGUGCUGAAUUGUCUUACUCCUGGGGAUGAAGAGCGUAGUUUUUGGGCUGAUCAAACUGAUUGUGAAAAUAUAUCAUUUGAAUUUUAAUUGCGGAUAAAAAAAUUAUUCAUUCACUUUUGAGUUUAUAGGACUUCAGUUUCAAACUAAUACAUUCAAUUUCAAAUUAUACUAUUCAGAUUCAGUUUUUAAUUGCAACGUUUCAAAUUAAACAAUACAAAUGUAAAUUAUGUUUUUCUAUUUCAGUUUGUAAAUGCAAUUAUUCAAGUGUAGAAAUUCAAAUACAAACGAUUCCAAUUCUGUUCCUGCAGACACAUAUUUCAGCUCAUUGUACUAGUACACAGACAAGCACAAUAGUUGGAUUUCGGUUACAGCUUAGCUACUCGGCCAACGAAGCUUUCGAAGUGGGGUUGGCUACUACUACUCUUUAUUCAUAUUUUUCAGCAGUGCGGCUGCUCAUGCUGCCGCUCACAAGUCGGUCUUGGUACUACAACAGACAACUGGUUUAUGAGGUGACGUGUUUUUCUGUGUGGCGUGCUGUGUUUGUCAUCUCGAGUACACCAUGCAGUUUAAGUGCAGUAACCACACUUUUUUUUUUUUUUUUUUACUCCUUAUCAUGUGUGGGGUCUCAUAUUAAAAAAAAAAAACAAAUCUGAUGUUAAUGGUAUAUGUGUAACCCACUUGACAUGCAGUGGUCAAACACAGUCCAUCUAACCUGUCCACGUUUGAACAAGAACAUCAUUUGUUACAGAAUGAAUUAAAGAAACGUGCCUUUGGAAUAGUGGAUGUGCACUUGUAGAUACUAUAUUCUGUACAUAAAGACGAGAUGUACAAGC
Phyllopteryx taeniolatus (common seadragon) is the source of this 2685-nucleotide messenger RNA. It is a transcript of the gene brcc3, whose product is annotated as BRCA1/BRCA2-containing complex, subunit 3. Gene Ontology annotation, biological process: double-strand break repair. Bases 145 to 927 code for a protein of 260 amino acids. Lineage: Eukaryota; Metazoa; Chordata; Actinopteri; Syngnathiformes; Syngnathidae. The transcript has a single exon. Gene Ontology annotation, molecular function: polyubiquitin modification-dependent protein binding; metallopeptidase activity; cysteine-type deubiquitinase activity. Gene Ontology annotation, cellular component: BRCA1-A complex; BRISC complex. The record is from RefSeq and is a predicted model, not a curated record.